UCGAAUCUGCAAGAUUAGAAUGGAUACGUGCAGCUUGCCUUUGAUCAGUGAAUAUUUAAUCUGAUAUUUUAGUUACCAUGAAGCACUCGUGUGUGAAGUGGAUUACAUAUUUCAGCUUUGCAUAUUAAAGCUCGUUAAUGUUGUAAAACAACCGAAAUGCUUACAAAUCAUAUGCUUUUGCUAAUAAUAAUAAUAAUAACUUGAACUUGCAAACGAUUUUAUUUUGUGCAGUGGAAUAUUUUUUGAUAAUAGGCUACUGCUAGAAGAUGUGGUAGUUAUCUUUAUAAUUAAGACAUCGAUGCUAGUUUAUUCAUAGUUAUCUGUAGUCCGAAAUGCAGUUGAAUUCUAACUAAGGAACUCAUUCUGACAUAUUUUUUCUAAAGUUCCCAGCAUUAUUAAAUAAUAGUAUUUAGGGCCUAGUAGCUAGGUCAUUAAUAAAAACCCACCGAAAAUAUGUCAACUGUGUCAAGCAAGUCGUGGAAUAAAACUACACAACAGGCAACAAAGGGUAAAAAUGUGGAGAUGUUUGGCAUAGCAUCAUCAAAAAUGAAUCCAAGGAAUAGCAGAUGUUCAUCUCAACCCGUUUACAGUGUGAAUGAGUCUGUAAGUGUUGACGAGGAUAGUAACCAGAGAAAUAUUCAGGUUCUUAAAUCACGAGGAAGGUCAAUUAAGAUGUAUGAGACAGAACCGUUUUUAUCCGUGGAUUUAUUGCCAUCCAAUAAAAUUUGUGUAUCACCAGUACCAAGUCUUUCUUCAGAAAAACCAAGAGCACGGAGCAUGCUUCGAUCACACACUACUCAAAGUCCACUUACAGUAGCAAACAUCACUAAUAAUUUAACACACAGCCGCAGAUCAACACCAUCAGCCGGAAAUAAAGUAGGAAUAGAAAGAAGUACUGCUAAUCCUCACAUCAAAAAACCAUUUAAACAUGCUGUAAACCAACCUACAUCAGCCACAUCUACAGAUCAGAUGUCAAGUCCAUCAAAGUUGAUGAAAGCAAAUUUAAAGAUAGCAACAUCUCAUAUUAAUUCUAUUCUGUUAAAACAGAGACAUCAGGAACCAAUCAAAGUUAAAGGAAAAUUACUAAAGGGAAAGUUAAAGCCAAUGUAUCCAGUAAAUACAGGAGGACCAUCAAUGAAAGAUUGUAGAGGUGUGAUUUCAGAUGCCACAACCUAUUCAUCUAGUCCAAGUCGAACUUUACAAAGACGUCGUCAGAUACUAUCCAAUUAUAAUCAGGGUAAUAUUACUAUGCUUAUUGAUCGUCCUGUUACAGUGGAGUCAGUACAUCAGACGUCAGAAGCCUCGAGUAUGGACGGAAACGUGGAUCGUAUGAUCAGUGAUUUAGACAGUGAUGACCAGGAGGAAGAGGAAGAUUUAUAUGAAAGAGGUUUAUUAGUCUACAGUGAAUUAACAACUUUUCCAUCUGAAAAAAGUUCAACAACAUCUGUUAUAUCGCAACCUUUACAUCAAGCAGAAGAUGAGAAUGAAUUUGAACAGUUACCAAAAGCAGCAAAGCAAGUGCUGUCUGAUGAAGAUAAUAUAACUAUAAAUAAAACCGCCCAUGUUUCCUUCUCACCAUCCUUGGAACGUCGUUUGUCAGAAAAUCUUCGAAUGUCUGAGGAGUUAGAGACAUUCGUUGGUGAUAAGAAUAGUAGUAAUAUUGGUAACAAUAUUGGUAAAAUAUUAGCUACAACAAAUUCUAGUGAUGCCAUGUUAUGGAGCAGUGCCGAUAUUGAUGCCAUCGACGUUGUCCGUAAAGUAAAUAAAACAGACUUUAAUGCCACUAAAGUGGAUAAAAAAUAUAGCCAUGUGAUCUCUCAAAACAUUCAGAUUGAUUCUACUCAAAGUUCAGUCAAUGUAAAGUCCCAAGAUCUCAAAAAAGAUAAAAUUGCUCAAAAUCAGUUUCAUAAAUUAGACAAAAGCCGAUCUGGUGAAAUUAGAUCAAAUCAUGAACCACUUCCCUAUGCAAAAUCUUCGUCUUGUAAACAUACAGCAAGCAAACCAACCAAACCUGUGCGUGUAACCCCAGUAAUAUCGGGCCGUCCAUUUAGUGCUGUGAUACGUCAAGAGAAUUUCCAAGAAGCCGUGCCAUCAAGACCUAAAAGUGCCAGUAUGUUAAAAAUGGGGAAAGUGAGUCCAGCUAAAACUGUGCGAUUUGCAGACGAAUUGAUUGAUAAUUUUGUAAUCCAAAGUGACGUUUGGCAGGAGGAAGAGUCAUCAAGUUUUAGAAAUCAUUUAACAUUGAAUAUUUGUCAUGUCGAACCAGAAAAAAAGGAUCUUGAACCACCAUCACCACAUUCAUCCAUAUUUGGCAUCAGUAAACACAGUGAUCAAGAUGAUAUAUAUCCUGAUAUAGAAAAUGAAGAUGACAAGGUUGUGUCAAAAUCAUCAUGCAAACCAACGACAGAAAGAAAAUACCAGAAUGAUGAUGAUGAUGAUGGUGGUGGUGGAUGCAGUGAUGAAGAUAAAGAAAACAAAGCAAUUAGACAAGCUGCUGAGCAGCCAUCAAAAAGUUCUAGUACCAAGAAUGCAGAGAAAAGACGGUUAACAUCCAGUAAUGGUCAAGGUCAAACAGAUGAUAAUGACAUUGAAAGUCCAGUCGCUACAAUCGAAGACAAUCCAUCAGGUAAAGAAGAUGAUCCAUUAGGUAAAGAAAAUGCGUCAGUCAUUUCUGACAUAAAAAGUGAAACUAGUGAUUUGAAUAUGAGUUUUAUAUCAGAUUCAGGCAGCUUUCAUUACCACGGUGAUAUUUCAGCCUUCAUCAUUGAUGAGGCUGAUCUACCAAGAACUCCAUCAAGUAAUUCUAGCGGAAUGUUUAGCGAUUUUACCAGCAGUUACAGUAAGAAUUCUCAUGGUAAACAGGAUGAAAUUGAACCAUUUAUUAAAGAUACAAACAAUUCCAGUUCUAAAACCGAUAUUGAGAAUAGAAAAAAUGUCUGCUCCAGCAGUUGUCUCAACCUCCCUAUGUCGGAAUCAAAGAAAAAUUCAGUCACAGUUUCUCUUGCCUCUCCUAAUAAAGUUGAAUUACAAAAUAAAUUACGUUCAUUAUCAGCAAAUACCCAAACAAUAAAAAAACAUUCCAGAAAUAAUGGUUAUCAAAGUCCUAAUAAAGCCAUAGUAAAUCGGAUGCAGAUUGACUCACUUGAAGCAGCCCCGUUCUUUGAUCCUAUUAGUGAUGUUUCAAAUCUGAAUGCACAUCUUUACGAAAACAAAAGUUUAUUUUAUUUGCCGAUUGAAGAAGCAGAGUUUAUCGAGGAUAUUUGCGAUAUAACAUGUCCGGAUUCUCCUGUUUAUAUGGUCGACCCCCAUUUCAACAAAAAUAUCCCACCAGUUGAGGCAACGUCCUGUCACAGAAUUUAUGACAAAUAUCAACAUAACAUCAAACGUGGUCGCAGACCAUACUCUGCAAGUACCGUCCGUAAAUCAACAACUCGUCCAUUACCAAAACGUCCAACAUCGGCCAGUCCAGAUUUCAGAAAGAAAUUAUUUGGAGAGUAUUGUGCUAUGUGUAAACACCAAAAAUCGUAUUGUCGAUGUAAAACCAAAAGUGAAACAGAUUUAUUGAAAAACGGCGAAUGGACAAAUACUACGAAAGAGGAAGCUAAAAAAUUGGAAACUGAAAUGAAGGUUAAAAGUAAAAACGAAAUUAGAUCAAAUAGAAUCCCAGAUGGCAUUCUGAAACUUAAUUUUGAGGAGGAGGAUGAAUAUGAAACAGUUGAUAUUGAUGCUCCUAAUUCUCCAUUUGUUGGAGGCAGCACUUUUGAUGCUCUUGAUCUUCAAUUACGAGCCAUUCAACAUGAUAUACGCCAACAGAUCGAAAUAGAUGAGAAGAAAAAAAAGAAGGUUGCUUUUGUUAAAGAAAUUGAUGAAGAGGAUUUAGAAGAUGACACAAAUGAAAGUGAAAGUUCCUCAAAUUUGGAAACAGAAGACGAAGGGGAUAAACAGAUAAUGCCAGAUUAUCAGUCCCUCUUGGAUUUUUAUCGGAAAAAAUGUUGUGAUUCUGGUAAUCCUGGUCUGGUUUUAAGUAAACGUAUUGUCACAUGCAAAAAUCGUGUGUUAUUGACAGAUGUUGUAGCUUCACCAAUCGAAUGUCUGAACAGAAUCUAUAGCUCGCGUUCUGAUGUCCACAAGAAGCUAAAAUAUGCAUUGGAAGCAGUCUGCGAUCCAGGUCUAAAACUAGAGUUGAAUAAUUUGGCAUCCGGAUGUUUUUUACAAUAUGUCUGUGAUUUUUUACCAGAAGUUGGUAAAGAAGAAAGAAUGAAAACAAAACAAAAUGAUGAUGCUUUAAGUGAGACUACAAGUAUAAAUGGAGGUUUGAAAGUUAUAGCUACGAGGAAGACUAUUUUCCCACCAACAGGCAGUCUGAUUGAAGAUGAAGACGAGGCUCCAUUCCCACCUUUAUGUUUUAGUAUAAAUGCACGUCCACCACCUGGUUAUGUUUAUUAUUUUACAUAUGGUACCGACAUGAAUAAAGACAGAUUAGGUAUGUAUAUCAGAAGAAACGUGGAGAAGAAAAGAUGGGGAAUAUUAUUUGGAUUCAAUCUGUUAUUCAAUAAAAAGGGUGCUGAUGAAGAAGGUUUUGGUUUUCCUAAUAUAGAGUUUAACCCGUUUGGUUGUGUGGAGGGAUGUGUUUAUCAAUUGAGCAAUAAUGAACUACAUUUAUUAGAUAGUUGUGUCGGGUAUCCAGAGCAUUAUGAACAUAUUGUGGUACCAGUCUGGAUGACCAGUGAUAAACCUGACGAUUGUUUAGCUCAAUAUUGUGUACCUGCUCUAACCUUUAUAGCACAAGAUAAAUGGAUUGAAAAUGAGAAGAUUUUACCAUGUGAUUUCUCAUUAUCACAGUGUAUAAAAGGUUCCGACAUGUUAUCAACUGGUUAUGUUCAACACCUGCGUACAAUAGCAUCCUUUACUUCAUUUUAAAUGGUCAAUCGUGGUUCUCAUAUAACAAACCAUGACAACAUAUCUUCUGUGUAUUAUUUUGAGACACAAAUGAACAUAUUUUACUGAUUCAACAUAUUAGCAUAUGUUGACCAAUGGAUGAUUCUAUUCAAUAUACAUAGGGUAGAACUCCUAUGUGUUAAGGGUAGAGCUUGAACAAGAGCUCCUAUGUGUAAUGGUAGAGUUGGAACAUGAGUUAAGAGUUCCUAUAAAUUUAGUUAUGGGUAGAGCUUGAGUAUGUUAUUAUAGAUAUGGAAAUCAUAUAGAUUUUAGUUACUGUCUAUUGUUAGAAUAUAGAAAUAGUUGAACUAUAUCUUUAAAUUUCUCAUGUAUCCCCUGUUUGUAUUAUUAUGAUUGUUUUACAAUACUUUGUUAAAAUUAUAUUUGUUAUAAUUAUAUUUGUUAUAAUUUAUUAUAUUAUACAUUAUUAACUUUAUCAUUUAAUCUGUUGUUUUUAUACACCCACAUUUAAAUGUAGUUGAAUAUCGUUGUCACCUCCAAUUGAUACACCAUGUCUAUCUUCAUGACAUGAAGAAUCCUAUCGAUUUUCAAACAUUUUCCAAUAAUUACCGUCAGAGUUACAGCUGUUGAUCAAUUUGAAAAUUGUUUUGGAUGCUCUAAUCUAAAGUUAUCAUUCAAUUGACUUUGAAUAUACUGUAUAUAUUCAGAUUUAAAUUACUUCUGAUAACUGCUGAGGGCGUAUGUUUUGUUGUCUGGCCAGCUAUUUUUAUGUGAUGUACUGGUAUUGUAAAAUUUAACUUUAAUUAUCAGUAGUCGUAACCAGAAAAGGGCUAUUAAAUAUUACUGAAUCAAUGGGCAUUGUCAGCAAUCAAAACCAUAAGACACAUGUUUUUGACAGAUCAUAUUUCUAAUGUAGAUUUACAUUAUGCCGUCACCCAGGUCUGUCUGUCAACAAUUGGCUCGUCAUUGCGAUAGAGGCUACAGUUUUUAAUAGAUUUUUUCCAAAUGUGAUGUGAAGCAUCAGUGUUAUGAGAGGAUGAACCCUGAUAAUUUUCAACAUUAUGUAUCCAUAAAAGCUUGUGAACAUGAUAUAGCGAUAGAGAUUAGAUUUCUUUAAUAAGGUAUCCUUAUUAAAUUUGCUCAACAUCCAAGUUUUCUUUUCAGAUAAGCUACUGUCUAUGACCAUAUUAUUUUUGGAGAAAUAGCUGCUGUGUGGGCAAUCCUUAAAUAAUGUGUUGAUGGUAUGAUAUUACAAGUAGUUGUUAUUUGUUAUUGAAUAUAAUUCAUCUGUGAUAGAACAAGAUUAAUGUUAUAUUAGUUUAUUCUUUUUAUAUCUGUCUCAAAUUAUUUUCACUAUACUAUAAUUGUACUAUAAUUGUUAAUUUAUAGGUUUUUAAAACUAAUAAUAGAUUGUUCUUGCAAUAUGACAACAAAAUUAUUUCAAGCUUGCUUGGAGAGAGAUGAUCAACCAUUAUUUUAGUUAGCAACUUUAUAAAUCCAUUAUUACUACCAGUAUUAUUAUCAGAGAGUAGAAUUAUUUAUUAGGUGUCCAUGUAUUAGUUUUAACUUAUUUUAUAAAUUAUGGCCAGAUCUUCUCUAGUUAUAUAAGGAGCACUUCUUAUGUGUUGAUCUAAUGGCAAACAGUUGUGAAACCUUCGAGAGAAUUAAAUCUUCAGUAGACACCGCGAUUAAAUGGCGGAAAAACAAGUUGGCAGAGGAUAAUCCAGGAAUUUUCUUAGGCUUCGUUACUUAUAGUAAAUGAACAGUGACUAACAACAAAUGCAAGCUGUAAAUUGAUUCUGCCUUAAUCAAGUCAUUUGAUAAACAAGGCUGAUAUAACUAGAUUCUCGUAGUUUACAUGAAAUUAUAAUGUUUAGAGAGGAUUUGGCGCAAAUUUUGGGUAGAUUAGUUUGGAUAUGUUUGUCAUUCAAAUAUAUCAUUAAAUCACAGUUUGUAUGUGGAAAGCCAAUUUUAAAACCAUGUUAAAUGCCAUGCCUGAUUUUAGAUAAUCUUUGAAAUAUAAAAUGCAACAGAUAAAAUGAUUUUAACUCUAUUGUUUUCUUUAUUUUACAAAUAACCCAUAUUGUAUCUCGAAUUGAAAUUUUUUUGAAUCUGGCCCAAAACCAUGAUAACUGGGGUAAGGAAUAUACAAAAUGUUUUUGAAAAGGAAAGUUUAGAACAGCGUUCUAUCACAUUUGAGUAAACAGGUCUUUAUAUGUGGGCCUCAUAAUUAUUUGCUGGAAAAUUAUGAAUUGAUGGACCAGCUUGUUAUUCCAUUUACUAUAAAUAAAUAAACAAUAAUAUGGUUUUAAGUUUGGGGUAAAUUAUGCAAAAUUUAUUAUAAUUGAAACUCAUGGAAAAUUAAUCUUCAAGAGCCAAAAGUGUAUGUGAUGAGAAUAGACAAAUAUAAACCAUGUU
Molecule: messenger RNA, 7317 nt
Organism: Patella vulgata (common limpet)
Lineage: Eukaryota; Metazoa; Mollusca; Gastropoda; Patellidae
Exons: 16
Coding region: 454-4920 (1488 amino acids)
Source: RefSeq, a predicted model, not a curated record